This is a messenger RNA of Suillus clintonianus, 3235 nucleotides long. RefSeq names its product YT521-B-like domain-containing protein. The transcript has 7 exons. Gene Ontology annotation, biological process: mRNA splicing, via spliceosome; regulation of alternative mRNA splicing, via spliceosome. Gene Ontology annotation, molecular function: N6-methyladenosine-containing RNA reader activity; mRNA binding. Gene Ontology annotation, cellular component: nucleoplasm. Bases 203 to 2869 code for a protein of 888 amino acids. The record is from RefSeq and is a predicted model, not a curated record. Lineage: Eukaryota; Fungi; Basidiomycota; Agaricomycetes; Boletales; Suillaceae.
AGUUGAAAACUUGAAAUUGAGUGCCGCGCGUCAUGGCGAAAGUGGAGCACCAAGCAAUCUUUGGAGGUGUUAAUCUCCUGGAGUCGUAAAGGAGCAACAAGAAGACUAUGACAUUUCAAGGCGAGCUGGACAUAGCAAGAAACACGAGCUUUUAUCCUCUUUUGUGCCAUUAACAUUGUCAAAUACGCGCCAUAGGGCUACCAUGAAUACUAACAAGAUUCUCGAUAGUGAAAAUCGCAUGCAGACGCCUACCCAGCAGCAACACCAGCAAAAUCAAGUUCACCCCCCUCCCGGUACAUCACGCCGUCCACUGCCAUCCAUACAAGCUGGCCAUCUCCAGUUCCUCCCUUCGAGCUCUCCUGGGGUCCAGACAAAAGGCCAAGCUCCGCAUGAUGCGUCUGGGACGUUUGUUGCCAUUAGUCCUCACCCAAGCGCAUCGCAAGGAGGCAACAUACCUCCAUCCUCAUCCGUAGGAAGUCCGCAGCAGCACUACCCACCAUCGUCAUUCCAGCAGAAUCAAUAUCCGGGACAAUACACGUUAUCCCAGCAGCCCCCACAAUUCCCAACCGCGCACCCACAACCUUAUCCAUACACACACGCUCGUGGAUAUGCACCACACUUUCCUCUAGAAUCUGGCCAGUAUCAACAAAAUCCACUAGGCUUCCGACCCAUGAUGCAGGCGCACUCACCACAUGAUGCGGGUGGGCGUUCCUAUCCGUCUGGUGGUAAUUCGGGAAUGUACUUCACUGCACAUAGCCCCACGGGUCACUCUCCGCUACCUGUACAGCAGCCUCCUCCGGGCGCCUCUGGUUCACAUAGUACAUUGCAGUACCAGUCUGUGCGCUAUCCCAGUCCAUACACUCCUUACCGUUACAACAAUGCAUAUCAGCCAAAUCCAUACCAGUGGUACUACAGUUCACCUGUCCCACCUGAAUUUAACGAGAGGAUCCACAUGCAUUAUCAACAUCAGUACCCAAUACACUUUCCACCUCUGCAGGAUUCUCCUUCGACAGACUUGGAGACACGUUUUUCGCAAGCCUCUAUUCAUGGCGGACCUGCUUUACCUGUGCAGUCGACUGCUCCACCCGCGGUUCUGUCGGCAAGGCAUCCACCUCAGGUACCUCAGGCUGUGUCAGCUCCCCCACCAUCAUCGGCUCCCGUGUCGAACUCUCCCGCUAUGGUCACCCGCUCCGAACGUGCCCCAUCAACAGUUACUACUCCACCUCGCCCUCGUUCUGAACGUCCCAUUGUACGUCGAGUUUAUCAUCCCAAUCCCCCCUCCCAUAGAUCCGAAUGGGUGAUGUGGAUAGGGAAUGUUCCAGGUGGUACCACCCAUGACGAACUCUGGAAAUUCUUGAAGCGCUCUCCUUCUAUGGACAAUGACUCGUUUGAGUCUGAAGACAAUGGUGUUCUAUCAAUUUUCUUAAUCUCCCGGUCAAACUGCGCAUUUGUCAACUUUGACACGGAAGUGCACUUACGGUGCGCAAUUGUGCGGUUCAAUGGGCAACAGCUCCAUCCACAUGAACGGCGGGGUCCACGACUUGUUUGUCGAGCACGUCGCAAAGAGGAUGAUCUGCGUGCUGGGGUAGGUGGGCAACGGGGAGUGGGUGUGCACACUCGCUAUAUCCGUGAGCAAUCUCAGCAGGGACAAACGGAUAAGCAGGUUGCACCAAGUGAAGACGAUCAGUCAUCACCUACCGAUCGCUUUUCGAACAUAUCGAGUGAGUCAGGACAUCCACUAGCCGUGCCUGUGCCAUUACUGUCAAGUGAUGAGGAGGCUGCCCGAGCCCGCCCAAGUUUGCAAUUCGGAGGCAGUGUCAAGGCUCAAUCAAAUAGUUCCUAUGCGUCGACGAACUCUAGCUUUUUGUCAAGAUAUUUUCCGAAACGCUUUUUCAUUCUGAAGUCUUUGACGCAGUCCGACCUAGACUUGAGUGUUGAAAACGGAUUGUGGGCAACUCAAAGGCAUAACGAGGCCAUUCUUGACCAGGCUUACCGCACUAGCAAUGAAGUUAUCUUGAUAUUUAGUGUGAACAAGAGCGGAGAGUUUUAUGGAUAUGCACGGAUGGCCAGUCGGAUAUUACGGGGCGAGCACAAAGUUUCGUGGGCAUCGCAUGCAGACUCUUCGACGACCUCUCUUUCCUCGUCUCGGCGCGAGCACGGCAGUCCUAGCCUAGUUGCUACUAAUCAACCCUUCUUCACGCCAUCAGAACACCGUCUCGUCGAGGAGUCGCCGAUGCCUUUCACUCCAUAUUCUGGAGGGUUGCUGAGCAAUAAACCUUCUCCCAUGGAGCCACACCGAGCAUCUGCACCAGCUGCACUCGGACCUCGCCCGCGGCGGGAAUUUUCGGCAGAGCCACCAACUCCUCUCAGUGACAGCGGGAAUGUUAGGUUAACUGCCAGAUUAAUAUCCAAGGAUUUUGCAGAUUCGACUCCCGACAUUGUGCUCGACAAAAAUGCGCCCGUCCGGGCGGUACGGAAUAAGGGGAGCACAGAUGGCACGAAGUCGGUGGGAUCUGCCUUGCAAGCUGUGGAAGAAGAGAAUAACAGUAUAAGUAGCGAUGAUGGCGACGCUGGGGAAGAACAGCUGAAAGAUGACGCGAUGCCAUCGAUGACAAAGAACGUUGGGGACGAGGAGCAACAGGGUUGGGGACAGGCAUUCAAGGUGGAGUGGCUCUGCACUGACCGUCUUCCUUUCCAUUGCACUCGACACCUUCGUAAUCCUUGGAACCAUGAUCGGGAGAUCAAGAUCUCGCGGGAUGGUACGGAGGUUGAGCCAGGGGUGGGUCAACAGCUUUUGGAACAAUGGCAGACACUCACUGCUGCGCCAACGGUAACGGACACAACCAAGUCGACCGCCGCGAUACAUUAACGUACGGCCAAGCCCAUGUCAACGCUCUCAUCGACCGCGGUAAACUCAGGGCACAGUGGGGAAUCAUUAUGAUUGACACGUUUACACGGUCUCAAGACCACGAGAAAUCACAGCAGGCGCUGCAAAUCAUACGUAGACAUACACCAUUCAUUUGACUCAUUCAUUCUCAUCUUCACUUCAUCUUCAGACAUUUUACGACACAAAUAUGUAUACUUGAAUAUUCACGCGACAAGAAUUAUCUGUUUUUAGUUUAGUAAUCUUUGUGGGGCUUGUGUUUUGUGAUACUGGGUCCAGUUUUCCUAUCACGCCUGUCAUGCAGCGAUACUUUCUUAUUAGCAUAUGUUAUAUACGCGUAUGAUAAGGGUC